Messenger RNA from Dibothriocephalus latus, 618 nucleotides. The record is from the annotation of a GenBank genome assembly. Lineage: Eukaryota; Metazoa; Platyhelminthes; Cestoda; Diphyllobothriidea; Diphyllobothriidae.
GUCCAACAGGCACAGGAGUGUAUUGAGCAGUUGCUGGAGAACGUGAAAGUUAUACAGGAAGAACGGGACCAAGCCCUGGCUAAAUUGAGCGCCCUCUUGGAUGACAACGGUGCUAGUAAAACAUCACCGGUUCUAAAUCAGAACGUUGAAGACGCUACUUAUAAUGCUACACCCGAGAAACCAAACCACAAACCUGCAUCCACAGAAUCUUGGCGAAUGCGGAAUCUCUCAAGGGCUCUGCGAGCAAGAACCGCGGAAUUGCGACGAGAGCAGGCCACUUCAGGAGAGCUGCGGGAAAGGUUGCGAUUCCAGGAGGAACGACACAAGCGAGCUAUGUGGAAGCUCAGGCGACUCGAAGAAAGGAGUCGAAAAUUAGUUAGUCAACACUCUUGUCGGCAGGACAACUCUCAACUACUGGUCCACAAUGAGGCGGCUCACCUCCAGUGCAAGAAUCUAGCCAAGGAGUUGCGAGCUUUGGCGACCUCAAAGGAAAAGAGCGCGCAAUUGGCUGGACGUCUUGCGAAGACCUACGAGUCCCUGGUGGUUAAAUCACGUGCCAGUCACCGCCAGGCUCAGCGGAAGGAUGCUGUGAUUUCUGUGAGUUCUGACACCAUUUAA